ACCGACAGCAGUGACGGAUACGUGAUUAGCUCCUGAAGGGCGCUGUCAGCCACCAGCCCAAUCCGAGCCAAGCGGUGCGUCCUCAGGCGGAGUUUGAGGAGACGCGCGGUUAGUUUUAGUUUGUGUUGGUUGGACCGGGAGGAGGAGGAGGAGGAGGAAGACGAAGAGGAGGAGGGCGACGAGGAGGAGGAGGCGACGGAUGUCAUUUUUUUCAUGUGUACCAACAGGGCACGUUUCUCGGGAGCGAGACCCAGGCGGGUGUAAACUGUCCGCACAGGCUCCAUCAGCAGGCGUCUGACCGGACCGGUCCGUCCCGGUUUGUGGUUGAUCUUCGGGUGGUCAAGACAGAGGGAAGACGGCGGGUUUUCUAGAAGACAUCACAUGAAUUCUGUCGAGGGUCGAAUUUUUUCGUUGUUCUUUUUGGUUGCCUCUUUCAGCCCCAGCAAUUUAAAAAGAAAUACCCGUGCUGCGUGUCUCUUUGCUGCAGAUGAUGUGUGAGGGGGGAGCAGAAAACUGCAUUUAUUGGCCUAUUGGUGGCUGAGCUGGACAUCGAGGAAGAGGAAGGAGGGGGGGGAAGAAAAAAAAAACAUGUCAGUGAGUCAACAGCUGGAGUGGAAAACACACGACGGAUCUCGGUUAACGCGUCUUCCUCAUAGCUGACGCAUGGGCUUAAUUCAACAUUCGGUAAAUCAGCAGCGCGCCGAGCCAGGAGAAACCCGACUGCACCGCCUCACAGGACCGGAGAAAGAGGACAUCCUUCACCGACAGAACCCAGCGAUGGACUCCCCCAGCGCAGACCUUGGCUGUUAACUGUUAACAGAUGUAUUAGGGAGCUGUGUUGGAAAAGAAGAAGUUGAGAAGGGCGCAAGGAAGCAAGGCAGGAAGGGAAGGAGAAGGAGAGAACAUCUCCGGUUACCGCUGGAUAACGCAGCUCAGUCUCACCCCCCCCCCCCGGGACCGGCGCACGGGAGGAGGACGGAACGGGGAGGCGGAAUGUGGCAUCGCCGUUACCCUCCGCUUUGACUUGAGCGAGGGCCGUGUCGGGCAGUCGCGCGCGGGGGGCGGGGGAGGUUGGGGGACAACCGGUGGUCGUUUUACAUCCAGUGUGUGUGUGUGCGCGCGUGUGUGCGGGUGGUGGUAAAAACCGGUUUUUGAUGCGCGAGAAAGUGACGUUCCGCCCUCCCACCUUCCCGCCCUUUGCCGGGAGCCUCUUGUCGACCCAACGGACAGUAAUAAAACCAUCUAUAUGUUAUUAGUAUUAAUCUCACCCCACCCCCCACAUUUUUUUUGGAGUAGCCGUCUGUUGAAAUCUUCAUCUCCGAGUCUCCAAAAUCUCGCGGGAUAUUAAAAAAAAAAAAAAAAUUAAAAAAGGGUGUGAAUCUAAAAGACAGACGGACACAAAAAAAAAAACCGGGAGCCGCCUUUAUGAAGAUGCUGAUGUGUGACCGCGGCGUCCAGAUGCUCGUGACGACGGUGGGCGCGUUCGCCGCCUUCAGCCUCAUGACCAUCGCCGUCGGUACCGACUACUGGCUGUACUCGCGCGGGGUCUGCCGCACGAAGAACAGCGGCGACAACGACACGAGCCGCAAGAACGAGGAGGUGAUGACGCACUCCGGCCUCUGGCGAACCUGCUGUCUGGAAGGAACAUUCAGAGGUGUGUGUAAGAAGAUUGAUCACUUCCCGGAGGACGCCGACUAUGAAGCCGAUGCCGCUGAAUACCUCUUACGUGCUGUGCGGGCCUCCAGCAUCUUCCCCAUCAUGAGCGUGGGUCUGCUGUUCCUGGGGGGCCUCUGUGUGGCCGCCAGUGAGUUUUACCGGAGCCGACACAACGUGAUCCUCAGCGCGGGAAUCUUCUUCGUGUCUGCAGGUCUCAGCAACAUCAUCGGCAUCAUCGUGUACAUCUCCGCCAACUCGGGCGACCCGGGUCAGAGCGACAGCAAGAAGUCGUACUCCUACGGCUGGUCCUUCUACUUCGGCGCCCUCUCCUUCAUCAUGGCGGAGAUGGUGGGCGUGCUGGCCGUGCACAUGUUCAUCGAGAAGCACCGCAAGCAGCGGGCCAAGUCCCGCACCGAGCUCAUCAAGAAGUCCGCCUUCAGCCGCAUCCCCUCCUACCGCUACCGCUUCCGGCGCCGCUCCAGCGUGCGCUCCUCCGAGGCCCCGAGCCGCGACGCCUCCCCGCUGGGGAAGGGCGGCUACACGGGGCCCGCCGCCGCCUCCGAGAUGCCCAUGUACACGCUGAACCCGCGCGAGGCGGGCAGCGCCGGCGCCAAGCCCGGGGGGGGCGGCGGCGGCGGCGGCGGGCUGCUCAACUCGGAGAGGGAGUUCCUCCAGAGCAGCACGCUCACCAAAGACUACAGCAAGGACCCCAACCGCAGGACCACGCCCGUCUGA
Messenger RNA from Pungitius pungitius (ninespine stickleback), 2391 nucleotides. RefSeq names its product calcium channel, voltage-dependent, gamma subunit 3b (gene cacng3b). Gene Ontology annotation, cellular component: AMPA glutamate receptor complex; postsynaptic density membrane. Lineage: Eukaryota; Metazoa; Chordata; Actinopteri; Perciformes; Gasterosteidae. Gene Ontology annotation, biological process: regulation of AMPA receptor activity; transmission of nerve impulse; neurotransmitter receptor internalization. The transcript is spliced from 5 exons. Bases 1426 to 2391 code for a protein of 321 amino acids. The record is from RefSeq and is a predicted model, not a curated record. Gene Ontology annotation, molecular function: voltage-gated calcium channel activity; channel regulator activity.